AUGUCACCUCUUCAGCGGCUGACCUUGACAUCAUGGCGUACUAUGUUCUCCGUCAAAAAGUCGCUCUGGCAGCUACCGGUCAGUCCGGGGCCUCCAAUUCCCCAGCAGGAACUUGUUGACGAGGAGGCUACGCCUAAUUAUGGCUCAACAACUUUCUACCCAGCAAAGCCUGAAGGGGUACUGACCGAGAAAUUCCGACUACUUGUCAAAAUCGGCUGGGGAUCACAAUCAACCGUGUGGCUCGCCCGAGAUAUAUUAAGCGAGAGACUGACUUGCACAAUUAAGAAUGAAAUGGCCAUCCGAGAAAAAGUGGCUAUAAAAAGAAUCAACAGUAACAAUACCGAUGAUGCUCGGCAUGAGCAGGAGAUUGAAAGCCACAUUGUACAGCAAAAUCCAGAGCAUCGUGGUCGCGCGAUUCUACGGACAUGUCUGGAUACUUUCGAAGUUACCAGCCCGGAAGAAAAGCACAUGUGCCUUGUGUGUACGAACCGAUGA
Molecule: messenger RNA, 495 nt
Organism: Talaromyces stipitatus ATCC 10500
Lineage: Eukaryota; Fungi; Ascomycota; Eurotiomycetes; Eurotiales; Trichocomaceae
Product: serine/threonine protein kinase, putative
Exons: 2
Coding region: 1-495 (164 amino acids)
Biological process (GO): regulation of mRNA processing; spliceosomal complex assembly
Source: RefSeq, a predicted model, not a curated record